AUGGCCUCCGCCUCCUCGUCGUUCCCGCGCCGCCCCGCGCCGGAUCCGGCGAGAUCCGGCCGGAGGAGGUCUCCCCCGCCCCGGAUCCGCCUCCCCGCGCCUUCCUCGUCUGCUCCGGCGAGCUCUCCGGCGAGAUCCGCCGCCACCUCUCCUGUGCAUUGUUGCCAUGUAUUGCCGGGCCUGAGCGACCGCGUCCCCGCCGCCCGCGCUCGGCCUCCCGCGCGUCCGCCGCCCGCCGGCGACCGCCCCGCCACCUUCACCCGCGCCGGCCCCCCGUCGCCCUGCCAGCCGUCGCGCGCCGCCGCCCGAUGCCAGCCUCUCCCUCACCGGACCCCGCCUCCGCCGGCCUCCGCGUCCACCGCCGCCGCUCCUCGCCGGUGGCUCCGGCCAGAUCCGGGCCGGCGCCGCCCGGAUCCGGCACCGCCGCCCCGUCUCCGGCCCUCCCUCGUCCUCUCCGGCGCCGUCUCCGGCGAGCCGCCGCCUGUCUCGGUUCGCGCGCCCGAACCCUAG
Molecule: messenger RNA, 510 nt
Organism: Aegilops tauschii subsp. strangulata
Lineage: Eukaryota; Viridiplantae; Streptophyta; Magnoliopsida; Poales; Poaceae
Source: RefSeq, a predicted model, not a curated record